Molecule: messenger RNA, 375 nt
Organism: Dermacentor andersoni
Lineage: Eukaryota; Metazoa; Arthropoda; Arachnida; Ixodida; Ixodidae
Source: RefSeq, a predicted model, not a curated record
CCGUCGCUGAUGAGUGUGCUGGGAAACAUCUGCAGCUUCCAUGCGGGUGGCAACAUGCAGGCGCUCAGAGGCGUCUCUCUCGCGUCGCGCGUGGCACAGCGCUCCGUCUCCGGCGUCACGUGGGCGAUCGUGACGCUGCCCGGGGUGCUGCUGGCGCUGGUCACCUGCAGCGCGGUCAUCUGGUUGGUCUACGUCAGGCCACAUGAUCCGGAGCCGUACUCGUCGGAGAACCUGGCCGUCAAGAGAGCUGCUCGCGAGAAGCGCGCAUACCGGCAGCGGCAGCAGAGAGGCGUGCAAUUUGCCUGCGCUGCUUACGUGGCAGUAUUUGUGGUGACGUACCUGCCUUCAUAUCUCCUCAACAUCGACCACCGGUGA